AGCAGGUCAGAUGAGCGGCCAUCAUGUGAAAGCAAUGGACGAUGAGACUGAAAAGAGAGCCAGAGUUCUGUGGGAUUACCUGUGUCUCCGGCAGUCAUUAGAAAAGAGUGAUGUGAUCAUCGGUUUGGGCUGCCAUGACCUCCGGGUGGCGGAGAGGUCAGCUCAACUUUUCCUGGAUGGAUGGGCCCCUUACCUGCUCUUCACUGGUUACCUGGGAAAACAAACUACAGGUGUGUGGACCCGUCCAGAGGCUGAGGUGUUUCGGGAUGUAGCUCUGGCCAUGGGGAUCCCUGAGGACAGGAUCCUGCUAGAGACAGCAGCCACGAACACGGGGGAGAACAUAUGCUUUUCCUAUCAAACUCUUAGAGAAAACGGAAUACCAGUGAGGAGGCUGAUCCUGGUGCAGCAACCCUUUAUGGAGAGGAGAGUCGAGGCCACUUUCCUCCAGCAGUGGCCCGGACCCUUGGAGGACACACACUGCAUCAUCACCUCACCACUUAUAGACAUGAGUUCAUACCCCAACCCUGCUGUGGGCACCAUGCAGCAGCUAAUCAGCAACAUGCUAGGCGCCGUUGAGCGGAUCCGGGAUUAUCCUGACAAAGGUUUUCAGGUGAAGCAGGAGAUUCCUCCAGAAGCUCUGAAGGCCUACUACUGGCUCCUGCACGCUGGAUACAGCCCUCAGUGACUAUACACAA
Colossoma macropomum (tambaqui) is the source of this 695-nucleotide messenger RNA. RefSeq lists its product as uncharacterized. Gene Ontology annotation, cellular component: plasma membrane. The coding region runs from base 11 to 685 and encodes 224 amino acids. NCBI's taxonomy places the organism in Eukaryota, Metazoa, Chordata, Actinopteri, Characiformes, Serrasalmidae. The transcript is spliced from 6 exons. The record is from RefSeq and is a predicted model, not a curated record.